CGCGCUCCUCAGCACAUGCCCCAUGCAUGGCUGGAGAAUCGUCUUUCGCGUCUUGCACCGGGAGGCCGACCGAUAUGGGACGUCGUUGCCGAAGUAUUGAAGGAGGAGGCCGACUGCGAGCUGGUUUGCCGAAGGCGUAAUGAGGAUGAGGUUGAACUGGCACUGGAGAGGAAGCGGGAUGGUAUCGAUAUCAUCUUGGAGCAAGACACUUCAUGGAUCAUCUCAUCGCCGUCUUCAUUCGCACCGCGCGGCGCAGAACAGCGGGACAGUGCACUCUGUCACCUCGCCCGCACCCUCGCUCUACCGACUUUCUGCGACCUCGACAGAUCUCCUGGAAGCGCAUCAAGGUUGAUCAAGGAUGCUCAGCGAACAUCAGCAGAGUACAUCGCCUCUCGUACCGAUGAGGUUGGGUUGGGACGCACAAGGGCUCGAAAGUCCACCGCCAUCGAGGUCACACGUACCUACGUGGAGAGAAACCUACUAGUACUUGUCGUUUUGGGAGCUUUGUGCAGUUUCACUCUCGCUCUUACGAUAACGCCAGAAUGCAUCUAGUACGCGGAAUACAGGACCGAUCUUCUUCUCCCUUCGCACUCGCACCGUCACAUAUUUGGAUACCUGCAUCCCUAUACCUUAUCCGCUUCUCUUGCAUCAUCAGCAUCUCUCACCACUACGGAUGGAUACAUGUGACAUUUCAUUUUUGGAUUUCCUUUUCUCUCUGCCUCUAUUUUCGAACAAUCUUCAAGACCCCUCUGCG
Stereum hirsutum FP-91666 SS1 is the source of this 754-nucleotide messenger RNA. RefSeq lists its product as uncharacterized. The record is from RefSeq and is a predicted model, not a curated record. The transcript is spliced from 2 exons. Lineage: Eukaryota; Fungi; Basidiomycota; Agaricomycetes; Russulales; Stereaceae. The coding region runs from base 16 to 552 and encodes 178 amino acids.